Molecule: messenger RNA, 999 nt
Organism: Penicillium pulvis
Lineage: Eukaryota; Fungi; Ascomycota; Eurotiomycetes; Eurotiales; Aspergillaceae
Product: ketoreductase sphI
Exons: 2
Coding region: 1-999 (332 amino acids)
Molecular function (GO): oxidoreductase activity, acting on the CH-OH group of donors, NAD or NADP as acceptor
Source: RefSeq, a predicted model, not a curated record
AUGUCCGCUCCACUGGUUUUCAUAACUGGUGCUACUGGUUUUAUCGGCAGCGCCACCGCUCUUGAGGCUCUCAAGGCAGGUUAUCGACUUCGAAUUUGUGUCCGGCAGGAAUCAGAUAAGCUCAAAGCUUUACUGUCAAGCUAUCGCGAUCAGAUAGAAUUCGUCGUCAUCUCAGAUCUCACUGUGGAGGCUUCUUUUAGAGGCAAGCUCGAUGGAGUGGAUUAUGUCUUACAUCUCGCGUCACCUCUUACCCACGGGACAGAUAAGGAAACAUAUUUCACCCCCGCGGUAAACGGAACACUGGCUAUUCUCAAAGAAGCCGACAGAGUUCCGAGCAUCAAGAAGGUUGUAAUCACUUCUUCUAUCGCUUCCUUGUUUCCCCUCACUGGAAUACCAGAGGGUGGUGUUAUAAAAGAGGACAACGACUGGGAUCUUACUGUUGAUCCAUUGGCAAAUUUCGUCGAUCCUAAGAACCCUGCCGCAGCACCAAUGACUUUGUACCGAGCUUCCAAAUUGCUUGCGGACAAGGCAACAUGGGACUUUUGGAAGACCAAUCAACCACAUUACUCAUUGGUGACUCUUCAUCCGGCGUUCGUUUUCGGGCAUAACCUGGUGCAAACCUCCGCCGAAGGGAUCCGAUCAGGAUCUAAUGGUGUCAUCUGGCGUGGUGUGAUGGAAGGAGCUGCAGCUGGAGGUAUCUCUAUCACGGGUGUGCAUGUUCAAGAUGUUGCUGAAGCGCAAAUCAAAGCACUGGGCCCGGAAAUUAAGGGUGGGUCCAAGUAUUUGCUUGCAGGAAAGCCAACAACAUGGAAGGAUGUGGCUCGCAUUGUGCACAAGUACUACCCCGAUAUUGGUGCUAAGCUCACAGAGGAUGCUGAAGGCGCUUCCACGCUCACCGAUACGUCAAAGGCAGAAAAUGAGCUUGGAAUGCAAUGGCGCUCAUGGGAGGAGAUUGUGCGAAGCAUUAUGGAUCAACAGCUGGGCUUUCUUCGAACGUAA